Daphnia pulex (common water flea) is the source of this 2444-nucleotide messenger RNA. RefSeq lists its product as uncharacterized. The transcript is spliced from 2 exons. Lineage: Eukaryota; Metazoa; Arthropoda; Branchiopoda; Diplostraca; Daphniidae. Gene Ontology annotation, molecular function: GTP binding. The record is from RefSeq and is a predicted model, not a curated record. The coding region runs from base 64 to 2298 and encodes 744 amino acids.
AAAUUAUAAUUCUGCAAUCUGUAACUCAACUCACUUCUUAUCUCAUUUUCGCGUAAAUAGGAUAUGGAUUAUUUUCAAAUCCAAUACAAGAUUCUGGGACAACUUUUUGAAAAUGCCAGAGACAACGCCAGUGAAAUUGUCAGAAUCUACUUUACCAUGAUCGGGCAUAAAGAUUUCCAGAGCUCGAACUUAAUUUAUCUCAAUCAGAAAGCCGUUCUUCUCCUGUCAACUGAAGUGGUCGACGUCUUGAAAAAUAAUCGACUCGAUGCCUUCAGCUAUUUGCUAGUGGCUAAUAAUUUACUGGACUUGGAAGACGUCAAAGAGGAUUUACUCAACGGAGAUGUCCUGGUGAAAGCGAAAGCGACUCCUUCCAACAGCAUAAGGAGGUUGAAAGCAGAGCUAGGUCUGGCGACAUCUCCGAUGGAUCAAAUAGCCGCAGUACCAGACACUCCAAAACCAAUCAGUCAGCAGCAACAAGUACCGGAGAAUGCGUCAGUCGCUCCUACAGUGCCAGAUGAAACAUCACAUCCAAUCAAUCAGCAACAACAACCAAAAGAGGAUGCGACAGCCACCGAUCCCCGUGAAAAUAUUCAGUGCCAAUCAAAAGCAGCCGAAGGUAUCAACAGAUUACCAUUCGAAAUACAAAAUGAAUGUACCGGAUCCACAGAUGUCGAAGGUGUGACUUUGUACAAGUUAAAAUUGACCCAGGUACCCACUUACACCGAGUCAUCUUCCAUGGUCAAGCGAUUCUCUUUCGGCGAACCCAUUUUGCCGGAGAGAACACGCAAAACAAUUUUGUUGAUGGGCGCCACUGGAUCGGGAAAGACGACCAUGAUUAAUGCCAUGAUCAAUUACAUAUUGGGGGUUGAAUGGGACGACCCUUUCCGUUUUAUUCUCGUCGAUGAGGAACUCAGAGGAGCAUCGCAAGCCAAUAGCCAAACGCAAGGAGUCACAGCCUACGAUCUCCACUACCGAUCUGGAUUCCGCAUUCCGUUUUCGCUCACAAUUGUCGAUACGCCAGGAUUUGGAGACACUGGCGGGAUGGACCGUGACAAGGAAAUCACUUCAGCCAUACAGGAAUUUUUUAAGCAUCAAAAUGGAAUUCAGGAAUUGGAUGCCGUUGGAUUCGUUGUCCAAUCCUCACUCGUCCGUCUAACAGCUUCGCAAAAAUACAUUUUCAACUCGGUAUUGUCCAUUUUUGGCAAAGACAUUGAAGAAAACAUCCGUUUUCUCGUCACCUUCUCCGACGGAAGGCAACCGCUUGUCUUGGAUGCCAUCAAAGAGGCAGAACUCCCUUGCCGGAUGGACUCGAAAGGAUUGCCCAGCCACCAGAAAUUCAACAACGGCGCCGUUUUUAUUAGUCAAUCGGAUGAGGACGACAUGUCGCCUGUUGAAUGGAAGAACGCAAUGAAGAAUUUCAAGCUCUUCUUUGAAGAAAUAAACGAGAUGCCAACCAAAUCUCUGCAGAUGACUAACCAAGUAUUGGAGGACAGAGAACAACUGGAAAUUUAUCUGGAUUUCAUGCUUGGCGGCAUCGAGAAACAGCUGAUGAAGAUGGACGAGUUGCGCAAGACCAAAGAUCUCGUCGCAAUCAAUAGAGAAAAAAUCCAAGCCAACCAGAACUUUGAGAUGAGCGUUCCAGUUUCUAAAAAGGUGAAAAUGCCCACCGCUGAUUUAGCCAUGAACUGCACAAAAUGUGAAACGACCUGCCACUAUCCCUGCGAACCGAGUUUGUUGACGGGGUUUUGCUCAGCAUUUUGGAAACCAGAGGGAAUUAGAUUCCAGAAUGACUUCAUAGUCCUUGCCAACACAUUACUGAACGCCGCCAAAAAUUUAGCAACUCCCAAAUGUAAGAUAUGCCCCGGACGAUGUUCGGACGGCUUGCACCAAAACGAACAUUUUAAAUGGACCUUUAUCCAGGUGGAGGAAAUGCGGAUGUUUCACGAUAUUCGCAACAAUUACGAAGACGCAAUGAAGAAAAAGAUGGACGCAGAAAUGUUGGUGAAGGCAGUCGAAACGGAAGUUGAAAAACUGAAAGAAGAAACCAUCAAGAAUAUGAAUGGCAUAACUUACUUGCACAACAAAUUGAAGGCGAUUGCACUUCACGGUAAUCCGCUCUCUACUUUUGAGUAUAUCCAGAUGAUGGUCGACAACGCAGAGAGAGACCAAAAACCUGGAUGCAGGGAAAAAAUUGAGAAUUUAAAAGAACUGUUGGAAUUGGCUAAAAACAACGGCAACAACAUAGAUGAUGACGAGAAAUUCAUUAAGCAAUUUACUUCCUUGAACUCGUCAUCUUAAUCAUCCACAAUCUAGACUGGAAUUAUUCUAUCAAUCGCUGAUUUUCUUCACAUAUAUUUCGAUUUAAAUCGUGUCACAAUGAUUCCUUUUUAAAAUAUUGUAACAUUAAGCAAAAGCGAACGAAACAAAACAAUUGAACUACUUAA